GCGGGGCAAUAGAGGGCGCCAUUUACGGAACCCUUGCAAAAUUUGCACGAAAAUUAACGCGCGCCGGUUUCGUCGACAUAAUUCUGGCCGGUCAGUCAAGUUUUGACAGACUUGUGAAUCGUGAUAUCCUUGGAAGUUCCAAACUGCCCAGAUUUCCCGCCUCAUACAAGAACCAGUCAGAACCGGUCGUAGCCAGUCGCAGCCAGCCUGAGCCAGAAUGCCCCCGGACCUGAAGAAGAGGGCCAUGGUGCUGGAGUGUGAGUGGCAGAGCUGUGGACAGACCAGGAACAGAAUGGAUGCCUUCCUGCUUCACGUCAACGAGCACGUCGACCUUCUCCUGCCAGAGGGCGUCACCGCGGAAAACUACAAGAACUUUGAAAUCACGCCAUUUAAGGAGGAGUUGCCCUGUCAUUGGACGGGAUGUAGUUUUAGUACAACGGAAGGCGAGGUGACACUGAUCCGGCACCUGUACUUCCACGCCUACCACGCCAAGAUCAAAUGGUGGGCCAAGCAGGAGCAGUCUAAACAUAACUUUGGCGAGUGCAUUCUGGGAAAUACGACUAGGAACCUGAUCCCGGACCUGCCGGAAGGGUUCGUCUGCUACUGGCCAGACUGCCAGUUCUAUACAGACAAUGCCGAGCAUUUCUAUCGUCACGCCGACAAUCAUGGCUUGAUAGAGGAUCCGGUCAUUGUGAGAGGCAAGGAGACAUACCCAUGCUGCUGGGAAGGUUGCGAUUCCGUGACCAAGACCAAAUACAAGUUAGCUGAGCAUCUACGCAGUCAUACCCAGGAGAAGAGAUUUGCUUGUGCUGAGUGUGGUAGUCUCUUCAGUAACAGAGCCAAAUUCAUCGAUCACAUUGCUAGACAGAUUGCCGUAGAAUUGCAAAACUACCAGUGUUCCCACUGCUCCAAGAUCUUUGCAUCGGAGCGGUUGCUAAGAGACCACAUGAGGCAUCAUGUUAAUCACUACAAGUGUCCCCACUGUGACAUGACAUGUACAAACCCAUCCAUGCUGAAAGCACACAUCAAAUGGAAACACGAUGAUGAGCGUCCCUUUGAAUGCCAGCUCUGUGAACACAGAUGCAAGUCCCUGUCUGCUCUACGUAAGCACCACGCCACACACACGCCAGGCAAUCUCAUAAUGUGUGAUGAAGAAGGCUGUGAGUACACGUCCUACAGACUGACUACCAUGCGCAGGCACAUGAUGAGAUGCCACACUAAUGAGAAGAGGCGGCCGUACAUCUGCCAUGUUUGUGGAAUGCAGUAUUCAUGCGGGGCCACGCUCACCAGACAUCUCAAAGUCAAACACAAGUUCAAGUGGCCGUCAGGACACAGUAGAUUCAGAUACAAGAAACAUGAGGAUGGGUCAUAUCGUCUUCAGACCGUACGCUACGAGAGCCUGGAACUCACCGAACAAAUCCUGAAAGAGAAGCAGCUGCAACAACAGCAGCAGCAGGAGACUGCCAACCGCAGCGAGACCGACAACAGCAACAGCAGCAGCCAAGGCACAGAGGUUGGGAUCAGGUAUGAUGCCAACUGCGAGCUGGUGUUGGAAUGUGACGACGGCGAGACGGUGAUGUCGAAGACGAGACCCGAGGAGGCUAGUGAGAAGACGGUAGACGGAGGAGAAGAUUUCCGGUUGGAGACGGUCGUGGUCAUACCGGACUCGCUAGUCAGCUCAGAGGCUGAACAAACCGCAGUGCCUGAUUCCUACUAUGUCGUUUACGAAUGAACCUUUGUAAAUGGACUUCUGAUGCAAAGCUGGAAACGGAUGCAGGAAAAACAUUGCUGUUUGGCGAUUGUUUAACGGGCUGGUUGGUUUUGAAGGCAAAAUCAAACUAUUGUCAAUUUAGGAAGUUGUGUCCCUACCCUGUGGAUUAUCCAGUAUGGGAGGGGAUUCCCGCAGUAGGGGCAGGGGGGGGGGGGGGAGGAUAAACUUCACCAAUUUGCAGAUUUAUUUAUUUCAGCCCUUCUGCUGAACAGAUGUUUUUCUUUGCAAAAAUUGUGGGGGGGGACAAUUUGUGAGGAGAAUUCUCUGCUGUGCUUCCCUACCCAUAACCUGUGUAUAAUUUCACUGGUAAACAUCCAUAGACUGUGCCCAUGCGGAUACAAAUUCGAUGCCUGACGCCAUGAAGUUCAGAUUAAUUGAAUGCAUCAUUUUUAUUACCAUUGUAUAUAAUUUUCAAUUUGUUAGUUGCAAUUCACCAGCUUCAUGUAGGCCCAGUCGGAAACCAGAAUAUUUCUUUUGGGGACGUUGUACUGGACCUAGAUGGACUCUUUCCUGGCCCAUGUAGGGCUGGAGAAGUCAAUGCAUAGAGCACGCCCACUGACAAAAUAUUAUAUCAAUUCAGUAUU
This is a messenger RNA of Patiria miniata (bat star), 2355 nucleotides long. RefSeq names its product histone H4 transcription factor-like. Gene Ontology annotation, biological process: regulation of transcription by RNA polymerase II; anatomical structure development. The transcript has 10 exons. The record is from RefSeq and is a predicted model, not a curated record. Gene Ontology annotation, molecular function: DNA-binding transcription factor activity, RNA polymerase II-specific; RNA polymerase II cis-regulatory region sequence-specific DNA binding. Lineage: Eukaryota; Metazoa; Echinodermata; Asteroidea; Valvatida; Asterinidae. The coding region runs from base 218 to 1732 and encodes 504 amino acids.